AUGUCUGCACACUCGGAAAAGAAGAAUGGUGCUGAAGAAGCAGGAGAUGAUCACAGUUUCAAGAGUAGCGGUUUUGCCACCAGAGCACUGCACGUCGGUCAGGAAGCCUCUCAAUGGACCUCUCGAGCAGUCGUCCCGCCGAUCGUCAUGUCGACCACCUUUGCGCAGUUUGCGCCGGCCGUCACUGCGGGCUUCGAAUACGGCCGCAGCGGCAACCCAACGCGUGACUCGCUGGAGAAGGCGCUGGCCGCCCUGGAGAAGGCGGACUACGCCCUGACCUUCGCCUCCGGCCUGGCCGCCCAGACGAACAUCACCCAGCUGCUGAAGGCCGGUGACCACGUGCUGGCCGGCGACGAGCUGUACGGCGGCACGAAUCGGUACUUCCGCACGGUGGCCGCCAAGUUCGGCCUCACCAUCAGCUACGUCGACUUCUGCGACCUGGCGGCGGUGAAGGCGGCCAUUCAGCCCACCACACGGCUGGUCUGGUUCGAGACGCCCACCAAUCCGCUGCUGAAGGUGACGGACAUUGCGGCGGUCUGCCAGCUGGUGAGGGCAGCCACUGGUGCGGACAUCAUCACCGUCGUCGACAACACCUUCCUCAGUCCGUACUUUCAGAAUCCGCUGACGCUAGGGGCGGACAUUGUCAUGAACUCCAUUACCAAGUACAUUAACGGCCACUCUGACGUGAUCAUGGGCGCCAUCGCGACCAAUCGCGCCGAUCUGUACGAGCAGCUGAAGUACCUGCAGAAUGCCGUCGGCGCCGUGCCCUCGCCCUUUGAUUGCUUCCUCGUGAACCGAGGCAUCAAGACGCUGGCGCUGCGCAUGGAGGCCCACCAGGCGAACGCCCUCGCCGUGGCCCGCUUCCUCGAGACGCAUCCUCAGGUGCGGAAGGUCAUCUACCUCGGCUUGGAUUCGCACCCCCAGCGGGCCAUCACCCGACGGCAGUCCUCCGGCACCGGCGGCAUGGUGGGCAUCUACAUCAAGGGCACCCUGGAGACAGCGAAAGCUUUUCUCUCCGCCUUGAAGCUAUUUACCCUCGCCGAAAGCCUCGGUGCCGUGGAGAGUCUCAUCGAGAUUCCGAGCAUCAUGACGCACGCCUCGCUUCCGGCGGAGACCCGAGCCGCUCUCGGCAUUGACGACACCUUUAUUCGACUGUCGGUGGGCGUGGAGGCGGUGGAGGACCUGAUCGCCGACCUAGAUCAGGCGCUGAAAAAGUCCAGCUCGGUGCAGUAA
This is a messenger RNA of Rhagoletis zephyria (snowberry fruit fly), 1233 nucleotides long. The record is from RefSeq and is a predicted model, not a curated record. NCBI's taxonomy places the organism in Eukaryota, Metazoa, Arthropoda, Insecta, Diptera, Tephritidae.